AUGAACAAAAUGUCACUAAAGCUCAUCUGCUUCUUCCUCUGCGCUCUGAUUGCACCAAAUCUCACGGGAAUUUCAGGUGAAGAUGCGUUGUUGCCAGCACCUCAGAAUAUCUCUAUUCUUUCUACCAACAUGAAACACUUCUUAACUUGGAGUCCAGUGAUCGUCCAGGGAGAAACUGUGAGAUACUCUGUUGAGUUUCAGGGUGAGUAUGAGCGAGAGUACGCCAAUGAGAGCUGGAUUCCCAUCUGUGAAUGUUCACUCAUCGCAGCCACAGUCUGUAACAUCACGGAGGAUAUCUCAGCCACUGUGGCCUAUAACCUGCGUGUAAGGGCAGAUGUUGGUGCUAGAAGAUCAGAGUGGGGCACCCUGAAGGGUUUCUUCAAUCGCAUCACAACUUCCCUCACCCCACCUCUGAUGAAGGUCAUAGCAGAUGGGUAUCAUUUACUAGUGGAGCUGGAAGACAUGGGGCCUGCCUUUCAGUUCUGUGUUCUCUAUUGGAAGAAGGGCCAGGAGAGUAGGGUGCAACAGAAGGUGGUGAAAGAGGUCAGUUCUGUGGUUCACCUGGACACCAUGGAGGCAGGACCUGAUUAUUGUGUAAAAGCUCAGACCUACGUCGAGGCGAUCAACAGAAGCAGCAGCUUCAGCCAGACACAGUGCGUGAGGGCACAAGGUGGCAGAUCCAUGUGGCUGGUCACUGCUCUCAUCUCCUCUGCUGGCUUUGCUGUGGCGGCUUUGACCCUGCCUUUCCUCACCUGGAAAACAAAGAAAAUCUUUCAGUAUUCCUGCUGCCCCGUUGCUGUCCUGCCAGAAACACUGAAAGUAUCAGAGCCCCCCACCCAGCUGACACUGUGUGGCAGCGAAGAAGCUGAGCAAUGUGAUCUGAUGGUGCGUGUGAUGCCCUCAGAAGAAGUUCUCCGACUGUGGAUUCAAGAAACCCUUUAGAGGACCCCAGGAAAAAAAAAAAACAGAACAGCCUGUGGAAACAGAUGCCCUAAGCAGAGCCAGCAGAUCAUGCCCCAGCCACUUUCCCCAGAGUGCCAAUCAGUAACGUUGUUUUCUUUGUGUCUAAAAGCUGCUGCAAACCAAAGGUGGUGUGUGUGAUGAGCACGUGGCCUGCUCUGGGCCUCUUUGUAGUAUCUUCAACCAUUUGCAUACAAAGCAAGUGAAGGUCACAGGUGACACCUGCCAGUUUCUAUACUUGCCCUUCAUAUCCAUCCCCAUGACCAGACACGGGUCAACUCAUGUUCCCUUUACCUCUGUCAGCCACAUCCGUGGUCCCAAGGCAGAGCCCACCCUUCAGCCACCAGGAUUUCACCAGAGCAAUAAAUGUAGAGCCCAGUCCCUCUGUUCCAAACCAUUUCAGCCUCGGUAUUUUUGCCUCAGUAUUUUAAAAAGAAAUUAAGCAGCUGCUAAGAGCUUCUUAUGUGGCUAAACCAGCUGGAAUGAGCAGGAAAAAAAUUGCUUUUAGGGCUGCAGGCCCUGACCUGUGGUUACACUCGUUGAAAAGGAGGUUGACAGUGACUGGACGCAACAUAAUAAUUUACUGCAUGUGACACAUACCAAUGCGUGGUGCCCACAAAACUUACAGAGAGCACCAUGAGGGAUGGCUGGGUUUCACCAGUGCUUAGCGAGGCGUGAUGUGAGAUACAGCCAGGCUUCAAAGAUGGUUGGAGGAGCACUGGGGAUCUUCUGGGGAGCAGAGCUUUGCAAGACCGGUAACAUCGCUGAUACUAUAUAGAUCCAAGAUCACUUAGGCAAGGAUGUCAAAAACAUGAAAGCUGGAUAUGUAUGAAGAAAAACUAGGACCUUUAGGAAAAAAUUAAUUUGGGUGAAUUGUUUAAAUGAGAGGGGAUUGAAGUGGAGAAAGGUAAGGAAAGGACAGAGAAAGGUAGGCUCAAGAAGUGGGACAAGAAAUGGGAAAAGGGACAACAAGAGGUACAGCUCACGUGGUCAGGAUUGUCCAGGGUGCCUGCCGGGCAACUCAAGCAGGACAUUGACUCUGUCACACACAGCAAAUCUGCUUCUGUGGCCAGGAGGGCCAGGGUGAGGGGCAGCUGGAGUGGCUAGUGGGGGAAUUAUUGUGGCUAGUGGGGGGAAUAUCAGGAUGGAUGGAUCAAGCAUCCCAGAAUUACCGUGUUGGCGGCCAUUCCAGGUCUGAUGGCAUCAUUAUCUUCCAGAUAUCAAGGAAGGAAAUUGCAAAAGACAAAUUCCUGCUAAAUACAAAUAAAAUACAGUUGUUCUGUGAAUAUUGCAAUUACGGCUGUCACUUGAAAGAAAGGUAAUUUGUUACCUGCGGAGCAGAGCCUUGUGUCAGCAGGACAUGUAAAGACUUUGAACCAGCAGCAGAUCUAAUGAAAUGUAAGACAUCUCUUUCUUAAAGACUGUGCCUUUUUUAAAUUUAACUCCUGCAAUCUUGCACCAGACCAUCGGGUGGCAACAAAGCACUGUGAAAAAAAGUCGAAGUGACUCAGGACUAUUCGUACCUGUGUGCUCCUGCCCCAGUCCCUGGCUGGCACCUCACCUUCGUGUUGCAGCCCAGCUGCUUGGUUUAUUCCUGUCUCGCCAGCUUCUGUCGGGACAAUAUUAGGAUAUAGUGCUUUGGUGUUAAACGGUAAGGUUGGUACUGCUGAAUCUGUAGCAAAUUAUACGGUGAGCAAGUCUGUGCAAGCCUGGGCACUGAAGGCUCAGGGUUGAUUUUCAUGGCCGUUGAUAAUUAAUUAAGAAAUGCCUAGUUGCAAACACCUGUACGAUGGUGGGUCCAGACAAGGAGAAGAGCAAAGAGGAGAAGGGCACGGGCUGAUGUGACAAGCGCCGAGGGGCCCAGCAGGUCUCGUGCAUAGCUCCCCAUUACGGAGGCCUUGGUGGUCAAGCGGCUCUAGGGAGCUCUUUGCCUCGCAUUUAUCCUUAUUUUAUUCCCCAUUGAUCUGGAUGAGUUCAGUGUCUCGGUUCCUAGCGUGCCCCACACAGGACUCGUUCCUUCCAUGGCUAUAGGUCCAAAAAGUUCCUCCUUUCUCUUCCCCCGACAUUGUCGCAUUCAGCAGUACCAGCAAUUGUUUAGGGAUACAGAGGAAAGCAGGGGAACAAAGGGCUUGUUAAUUUGAAUGUGAAGCGCUUUAAAAAGUAUUAUUUUCCAGCUGCAUGUUAAACAUCUGUUUCUUUCCCACUUGCAGUAACAGAUUUUAUGCCCUUCCUCAUUGCCAAUAAAGUGGUUAAACAGUUGUACAAAACUGCCCAGGCAAUGUUAAACAACAGAAACACCUCAAAAAAAUUCUCACAGUAGGGCGAUAGAAGGGAAUUGUUUAAGUGCUGCUGCCAUCUUAGCAAGACCAUAUUCAGUUUGCCUCAGGAUAUUCCAGUUUGUAUCUGGAGACUGGAAGCCAAAUUUGAGAUACUGACUGAAUGUCCCUGGAAAGCUUCUCGCUCUGGAGCAUGUGCUGUGUUUUGUUAAGCCUGAAAAUUAUGGUAUAUACAGAACAAGAGCGAUUCCUUUGCCAUCCACGUACAUAGUAGCGGGGUG
Molecule: messenger RNA, 3517 nt
Organism: Grus americana (Whooping crane)
Lineage: Eukaryota; Metazoa; Chordata; Aves; Gruiformes; Gruidae
Gene: IL20RB
Product: interleukin 20 receptor subunit beta
Exons: 7
Coding region: 1-942 (313 amino acids)
Molecular function (GO): interleukin-20 binding
Source: RefSeq, a predicted model, not a curated record